This is a messenger RNA of Racocetra fulgida, 718 nucleotides long. The record is from the annotation of a GenBank genome assembly. Lineage: Eukaryota; Fungi; Glomeromycota; Glomeromycetes; Diversisporales; Gigasporaceae.
CAUGGUUAUAGUAUAAAUAUUACACAAUAUAGUUCUUUAUCGACUUCUCAAAACAUUCAUUCAUCUAACUUUUUGUCUGCAAGUUCGUCCAAUACUACUUUACCCAUAGUCGAAUGUAUUUCAUUCGAUGAAGAAUUAGUUAUUCCAUCAUCCCAAAAUAAAGGAAAAAAUAAACGACCGUUAAUUGAAGAUGAUGAUAGCAGUAACAAAUUAUGGUCUAAUUCGAAUGUCAAAUUGUUGCUUGCUUAUUUAUCUGAAAAUUUUGAUAGUUACCGUAAAAAUAAAGAAAAAUUCUAUGCAAGUACUGCUUUACAUCUAGGUGGCAAGUCGAGUGUGCAGCACUAUGGUACUAACGUUAAUAAUAAUAAGGAGAAAAUUCAACGUAAAAAAAAAAAAUUAAAUGAUGAUAACUUAUCAUAUAUCGAGUCAGUAGCAAUUAUUAGCGAAAGUAAAAAAAUAUCAGCAGAAAGUAGAAAAAAAUGGCAUAAUGAACAUUCUGAAAUGGAGCGUGAAAAACUUAAAUUUGAAAAAAAAUAUAAAUCAAGAGACAUAGAAUUGCAAGAAGCAGAAUAUAAACUGAGAAAAAAGGAAGUUGAAGCUCGUAUCAAAAUCGACAAUGACAAAUUGGAGUUUGAAAAGCAAAUGAAAAUGAAUUUUGAAUUAAAAUUAAAGGAACUGGAAACAAAACUUAAAGAAUUAGAAAUGAAACAUAGGGAUG